AAGUCGUAGCCUCAUUAGGAAUCUCAAUGAAACUCAUUUCCCAAUGAUAGUUGAAGCUGGAACCGUGAAUGUACCCAAAAUCACCGAAACAGCCCACUCCCUUUCUGCUUCUGGGCGGCAGGGGUGCGGAAUUGCUGAUUUUAACACCUAGAGGCCAAGAAGAGAGAGAGAGAGAGAGAGAGAGGUGGAAAUUUCUCUUUCAGACUUUAAUAUAUAGUUUCAGUUACAGUUUCAGUUUCAGGCUUUCCGCUUCCGCUUUCGCUUUCCAGAGCCUCCUUCUCUUGGUUCUCCAUCGACGACAGGGGGAGAAGAGAAUUCAAGAAACCUGUGAAAUGUCCCCUGAUUCGCUUUCUAGUUAGCUGUCUUCAUUGUCUUCUGCUUGUGUCGGUCGGUGCUGUGGUCGAUGCAUUCGUCAUCUCUGCGCGCUGGGCAAUUAUUUUCUCUGAAUUUGCCUUUCUUAGAGCUCUCUCAGUUGUAUUUAAACAAGAAUACAAGAAAGAGGAGAUAUUUGGUGUUUAGCAUCUCUGCAUGUAUGGUUAGAAGAAGUGAAAAAUAACAAGAGGUUUUGAAAACACACAAGAUUUUGAAUUCUGGGUAUUAAAUUCUGAAGCCCGAAAAUUUAGGAGGGGGAGUAACGAGUAGCGAGUGGCAGUGAUUUGUGAUUAGUUGAAGGGGGAACUGAUGAGAAGAUGAAGAAGACGCGUUGUCAUUUACCAAAAACAGAAACAAAGCAUUCAGGAUAAGAUUAUACGGGUCAUAAAUUCACUGAGCGUGUUUUUGUUGUGCUGGAGAUUAUAUAUAUAUAUAUAUAUAUAUAUAUAUUAUACCCUAUAAAUAAAAUUGAUCUCCCAACCCUAAACGACAUUGUAUUUGUGGCGACACCACUCUCCGUUCCGCUUUAAACUUCACACUUCUUCUCGUUACCCACGGAAAGAAGUGAGUUGUUUUCUCAACUGGUUGCAGAGGAACCAACAAUGGCGUCUUCUUGCUGGAGAUCGCAGCAUGUAUCUUCUCCUGCUAAGCAUUCGAACCUGGAAUGCUUCCUUGACUGCAUAACCCCCACUGUGCCUAUCCAAUUCCUUCCCAAGCAGACCUGCAUUUGAGAUCUAAACAGUCUGUGGCAGCAUACAAUCAAAUACUUCAACUUGGGAGAUCUUUGGGACCAGUAUGUUGAAUGGAGUGCAUACGGAGCUGGUGCCCCAGUCCUGCUGAACAGCAGAGAGACCGUUGUGCAGUACUAUGUUCCAUACCUCUCUGCCAUACAAAUGUACACCAGCAAAUUGAACCCAAAAGAGGAUACUGAUGCAGCAAGGGAAUUUGAGAGUGAUUCUUGGAGUGAAGACAGUGAGAGCGAUAAGCUUUCAAGGACACUGAGCAACAACUCAAGCAAAGGUUGGUAUGCUGCAUCAGAAGAUACAAGCUUUGACCAGGAGGGUUCAUGGCAAGUGAAGGACCGGUUUGGCUACCUCUAUCUCCAGUACUUUGAGAGGUCUGCUCCAUAUGGGAGGGUUCCUCUUAAGGACAAGAUCACCGAAUUAGCUCGGGAAUUUCCGGGUUUGCUCUCGUUCAAGAAUGUGGAUCUCUCUCCUGCUAGUUGGAUGGCAGUUGCUUGGUACCCUAUUUACCAAAUUCCACCUAGGAGAAACGUGAGGGGACUGACAGCUUCUUUUCUGACUUAUCAUACUCUGUCAUCAUCUUGCCAAGAUGCUAUUUUGGAGGAUAACAAGGUGAAAGGAACCUGUUCUUCAGAAGAGGAAGAUGGAGAGAAAUCCAAAGGAGAUUACACCAGUAGAAUUCCACUGCCACCCUUUGGGUUGCCCACUUACAAGAUGCAUGGGGAUCUCUGGGUCAAUCCUGAAACGGCAGAUCAGGAAAGGUUCAUUUCUCUCCUGAGUGCUGCAAAUUCCUGGUUGAAGCAGCUCAGAACCCAACAUCAUGACUAUGAAUAUUUCAUAAGUCACUCUUUUGUAUAAAUGAGUUUCCUUCAUUUGCCCUAUGUUAGAUUUGAAUUAUUGCGGUCGCCACCAUUUAUCGUCCCCUGCUGUAGCUUGGAACAACACCAAAUCCUGUGACCUUAAUUUACUGUAUUGCUAAGUUGGUCUAAUGGCAGAUCAGUGAAGAAGAUGGAAAGGAAUGCAUGGAUUUAUAAAGCUUACAAGGGGAAUUUUUGUGGACUGAGUUGUUUUUCUUGAAGAAAAAUUCUCUAGAAAAGUAAACAAAUCUUGUUAUUAUGUUUUAUCUUCUUUUUUUUCUUCCUGUGUAGAUGAAACUAUCUUUUCAGAUUUUUGUUUAAAAUGUAUAUAUGAAUGAGUUAUGUUCUGUGAA
Messenger RNA from Macadamia integrifolia, 2325 nucleotides. RefSeq lists its product as uncharacterized. The transcript is spliced from 6 exons. The coding region runs from base 1266 to 1973 and encodes 235 amino acids. The record is from RefSeq and is a predicted model, not a curated record. Lineage: Eukaryota; Viridiplantae; Streptophyta; Magnoliopsida; Proteales; Proteaceae.